AUGGAGGCUCAAAACCCGAACCUAAAGCCAGGGCUUCCUCUUGAUCUCGAAACUGAAGUGUCUGGACCUCUUAACACCAACAUGGACCAGAGCACUCCUUCCACAAAACAUGAACACGAUUCAGAUGCUAUCUUGGGCAGUGUCCCGAAGUUCUCUGGUUCUCUUGAUCACCCAAUUGGCGUUGAAGUACAAGACAACCAUCAAAGCCACACAGGUCCCAUGCAGGCUGGCAAUACGCCUAAUGACUGGACUGUGGAGGAUGUCUUCACAGUUCAGCAAGAGACCAAUGCUGCAUUCUUAGACGACAUUCGUCGAAUUUCUUCAACUGAAAGACUAAACUUAGCUAAAAUGGUACAGAGCGAGUCACAGAACGGUAUGGAUCGAAUUUGCAACUACUUCAAGGGGCUCGCUGCUCAGCCUGUUCAGUCCCCGACUGCCUCAACCAUUACAGAACUCCGUGCUCAGCUGAAGACGGAGAAAAACAACUUGCAGAAGCUCUCUGGUGAUUACAGCAAUCAAGUCCAGCACUCCCAUAAACAAAAGCAAAUCCUCGAAAAAUUAAAUGCCAAACUGGAUGAUGCUCUUCGCGAAAGAGACCAGCUACGCCAGCUUCUGGACGGUGGUUCUCUGGCAAACUCUCAUAAAGCCACCGAUGAUUCAAUCCAUGGCAAAUGGAAGGAGCUCUCUUACAAUAUUCGUUGUCUGGCUCGCCACCUUGCCCAAAAUUCUCCUCAGCAGCAACUUGACGACGUUGCUAGGGAGAGGCUACGAUUUAUCUCCAGGGACUAUUACACACUUCUCGAAGACGACGAUUACCGAGAGCUUAUUCUCAUGAGCUAUCUAUGGGUUACUGUCCAAGACAACGUGUUCGACGCCAGACGGACCGUUUGGGGUGGGCCUGAGUUGAAGUCAUUCAAGGCUGUUCGUGAUAGCAUUAUCACUCGUGUUGGAGAUGGUAUUAAUAUCCCCAACUGUGAUGACCCUAUCGCUCAUGCUGCACGGUGGCUGGCCCAAGGUUCAGCAAUGAUGGGCAGCCUUUGGGAAAGAGAUGACCGUGGUUUCAGACGUCUCGUACUCGCUGAAGCCAAGCUCCUGAGACCAUUUUAUUCAACUCACCAGUCUAUGGCAGACAGAUGUGAUAGGAAAAUUAUCGACCAACUAAGAGACAUUCUGAACUCAGCAAUCGAAGUUGACGAGAUGAUGAUGCGCUCCAAAGCGAUUUUCCAAGUUCACUGGCGAGAUCGAUCCCAGAGUCCCAAAUCUGCUGCUAGGUGGAAUGAAAAUGCCAUGGAUUCAGUAGCCUCUACGAAGGUCGUAUCACCUAGAAGUCGGGUUGUUUUCUUCAUCUCCCCAGUUGUCUACAAGACUGGCACCGCUGAUGGACAGAGGUACGAUUCUCAGAUGGUGUUGGCCAAGGCUUCUGUGGUCUGCGACUGA
This is a messenger RNA of Fusarium tjaetaba, 1437 nucleotides long. RefSeq lists its product as uncharacterized. Lineage: Eukaryota; Fungi; Ascomycota; Sordariomycetes; Hypocreales; Nectriaceae. The record is from RefSeq and is a predicted model, not a curated record. The transcript has 2 exons. The coding region runs from base 1 to 1437 and encodes 478 amino acids.